Messenger RNA from Teleopsis dalmanni, 1087 nucleotides. Its product is annotated as translation initiation factor eIF-2B subunit alpha-like. The record is from RefSeq and is a predicted model, not a curated record. Gene Ontology annotation, cellular component: eukaryotic translation initiation factor 2B complex. NCBI's taxonomy places the organism in Eukaryota, Metazoa, Arthropoda, Insecta, Diptera, Diopsidae. Gene Ontology annotation, molecular function: translation initiation factor activity; guanyl-nucleotide exchange factor activity. The transcript has 5 exons. Gene Ontology annotation, biological process: translational initiation. The coding region runs from base 78 to 998 and encodes 306 amino acids.
AACACAGCUGACUUUUCCUACAUUUUUGGUUAAGAAAUAGAUGUGUUGUUAGGUUGAUUUGAUUAUCGCAGUUUAAGAUGCCGCAGGAUUCAAAUAAAGUUGUGGACUUCGAUGUCGUUAAGUACUUCCUAAAAUUGCUGGAAGAGGAUAAGGAUCUGUCAUCUGGUAUAGCAGCUAUUAAAACGUUGCUAAUGAUACUUGAGAAAAAACAAUUUGGCACUAUACAUAUUCUACACACUACCAUGCGAGAGGCUGUGGCAGCCAUGCGUAAUACAGAUUUGUCCAUUGCGGCUGUAGUGUCUGGCGGUGAGCUGUUCUGCCGUUUCAUUACAUUAAGUUUGGACGAUAAACAUAUGGAGGAAUGUCGGCAAAUUAUGUUACAUCGUGGAAAAAUAUUCUUAGCAAAAUUGUUAAAUUCGCGUAAUGUUAUUGCACAACAAGCGCAACAGUUCAUUACGGAUGGUUGUCGUGUGCUGACGCACUCGCGUUCACGUGUUGUGCUUAAAACACUGAUCAGUGCUGCAAAAGCCAACAAGGAAUUCCAUGUUUAUGUGACACAAGGUGGACCUGAUAAUCCAGGUGAGCAAAUGGUCGCUGAUUUAGAAAACGCAGGUAUUGAUUCAACACUCAUUUUGGACUCAGCAAUUGGUUACGUUAUGGAAUCUGUUGAUUUUGUAAUGGUAGGCGCUGAAGCGGUUGUUGAGAGUGGUGGUAUUAUAAAUCGUAUAGGCUCGUUUACUAUGGGUCUGUGUGCGCGCGAAAUGAAAAGACCUUUCUAUGUACUCGCGGAAAGUUUCAAGUUUACACGUUUAUAUCCUCUUAAUCAAAGAGAUUUACCUAACGAAUAUAAGUAUUCACGUAAGGACUUAAGCGAUGUUUCGAAAAUUCAUCCACAGGUGGACUAUACACCACCCGCGUAUAUAACAUUACUGUUUACUGAUUUAGGCAUACUAACACCUUCUGCUGUGAGCGAUGAAUUGAUAAAACUGUAUAUGUAGAGACAAUGAUUCCCUUCUUAUAUGAAAUUUGACCAUAAAAUUUAUAAAAGUGAAAGUAAAUUUUUGUUGAUUUUCAAUUUAAUUAAUUA